CUGUCCGGGGUGACACGAGUAGGAAAUGUCGAGACGUGACUGCAACCAAACAGCACAUCAAAAUGUGACAGAGUGAGGAGCACCUUAAAUGUUGUUAAUUUCACUAACGUAGAAGAUGUUCCCUGGCGUCAUCUAUGCAUUGCUGGCAGGGUUCCUGGGGGCCGUGGCCUCCUCGUCUGCGAAGCUGUCCCUGGGAGCCGACUACCUCAAGGGGGUCUGUGAAACGGGGCUCAAAACGUGGGGCGGAGAUGAGAGGCACUUCAGGAGGGCGGACGACACCACAGCCUGCGACUGGCUUCACAUUCCCCUGCGGCUGGUGUGUGGUGGGCUGCUCUUCACCUGCAACGCCGUGAUGUGGACCUUCUUCGCCAAAGCGCUCAGGUACUCUUCCUCUUCUGCCAGAGCCACUCUGACCACCACCGCUUCCAAUUUCAUAUCUUCAGCUUUCUUAGGGCAGCUCAUCUUUGGGGAGACCCACGCCGUGCUGUGGUGGGUGGGGAUCUCUCUCACUCUCUCAGGGCUCCUGGUGCUUCACCGGGCGGCUCCCCGCCCCCCAGGACCGGCCCCAGUCCAGAAGGACGAGUGAAGGGCGGUGGAGGACAUCGGCAUUUUACGAAGGAAAUGGAAAUCUUUUUAACGGUCACUGCUAACGGCCACAAGAGAUAAUAAAAUUGGUCCUUUUUACUUGCACGUCUACGGGCAUUGGGCAUAUCAUCCUUCUUUUUGACAACAAAGCUUUAUAGUCUGUUACGGAACGAAAGCACCUGUGGGUUUCGUCCACUGUAAAGGUUUGGCUGGCUGUGUGACCGUGGUGCUGUGCCAGUCGGUGUUGGUAACUGGCGUGGGUGAGCCAGUUCAUCUGCUUUACAUUCACGGUCGUCCUCGGAUGCGCUUAUGGAUGCAAACUGGGUGGAUCAGAUUUGCCGGUUUGGAAAGGGACCAACUUUAUAAUCACCCGUCAGGUUUUGUACUGGUUGUCAGCUGGCUAACAGCGCUGCUGGUAGUCGGGCAUGACUCCGUCAUAAUCUUUCUCAUGCAUGCUGAGCUCUCCGAGACCUUUAUCCCAAAACACUGUGAAGGGGUGAGCAGGGCUUCGUUUCUGUGUCUGCUUUCACGGAAAUGAACAUAAAGUCGAAACAAACGUGUUGUUUUGCUUAGUAAGUUGGGUUUUUUUUAUAUAAGCAUGCAAUAAAAGGACAAAACUUAAACUUGAUAGAUAGUUACUGAAAAACCCUACUUUUGUAACUGUCCUGACCCAGCUGUCUCUUCCCGGAUUGAUCGGAAAGAUUUCUCUCUCCAGUUUCCAGCUAUGGAGACAAUGCACACCAACCUCCAUGACCGUAUGAGCACUGAUGAUGCGGCACUCCAGCAUUUAAAGUGAACUACUACAUGUCCUGGACACGAAACUGGAAACUUUACCGAUGUAAAGUCGCUAAACAGGGUCUUAGGCCACCAUGUCUGUAUACUGGGGUAUAGAGUGUACCAGCGUCAGCAAUUGUGCGGGAGGGAUGCGGCACCAUCGUUCAACCAAAAAGUCAAAUGGGCUCAUGCCUGUUUCAAAGGCGCCGGCGUCCCCUGUCGUAGCCAUGCGAGGUGUAACCGGGCCGGUCCGCCAUAUUUAUACAUGGCCCUGAGCAUGCUGGGAUGUUAUUGGCUUCAUUAAUGCAUGAGCUACACCUGUGUGGCAGCCCUUGUUUCAGUGUACUUGGUGUCCUUCACUUACCCAGACGUUUCCAGUUUUUCUGUCCCCUACGUAUACAUACAGAGCCUCGCACUGCAGGGUCUCUUAUAUUUUUGCAAAUAAAUGUUAUCACAGAUAUAUUCUAAGAUUUCCCUAAGUAACAUUUCUACCUAAGCUAUUUCGCCUAGCAUGCAGAAUGAAUCUGGUGUUAAUGCUACAUUGAUGUAACCUGCAUCUAAAGCAUCACAGUCGAAGGUUUGGAACAGCCGGAAAAGGCUUUAGUCUUUACUGUAUUGCAUUUCCCUCUCGUUACAUUAACCUUGUUCUGUGACCCUUGAAAACAUGUUUUGGUGGUUAGCUGUACAGCUCUCUGUGACUUUGUCUGUUUAAAAAGUCUAGUUUAUGAAGUGUACAUUAUAUUGUAAGAGUCUCUAGAUGUAAAAAAAUAUUUUCAAUGUUUCGUGUUUAAGGCAAUAUAAGACCUUUGACUUUGUCUUCCAAAUUAAGAAUCUCGCAUGGUUGAUUGGCACUCUGCUCUGCUUGGAAGAAAAGGAACAUAUUGGCUGGUUGAAUGUUUUCUCAAGGCUUAGUAUGCUCCCUCACAAGUUCUGUGUAAUUGCCAUACCCUAAUCACACCCAAUGGCAGAAUUUCAAAAAAUAACAUUAAUGCAACGAACAACACCUUUUCUGUGUGUAGUGUGGUCUGAGAAUCAUCGCUGCUGUUACACUUGAACCUAAAAAUACAAUGGUCCCAGUAAAGAAACAUAAUAGAUUAACACCUUUGUUUAAAAAAGAAUAUUUGUUAAAGGGGUGGAAGGUUCAGUUUAAGUUAUGCCAAACCCUUUAAUUACUUAUGUGGAACCUGUUUAAUACAUACAUUUGUAAAAUGUAAAUAUAUGUAUUUUUUUAAGUAAUUUUUAAAAUGACCUAUUAAAGGGGACAUUUCAUUCUGUUUAAGAAAGGAAGAAUCUGGUGCAGACGCUUAAAUAAACAUACGUUUGAGAAUCA
Molecule: messenger RNA, 2689 nt
Organism: Lepisosteus oculatus (spotted gar)
Lineage: Eukaryota; Metazoa; Chordata; Actinopteri; Semionotiformes; Lepisosteidae
Gene: tmem42a
Product: transmembrane protein 42a
Source: RefSeq, a predicted model, not a curated record